This is a messenger RNA of Kuraishia capsulata CBS 1993, 585 nucleotides long. RefSeq lists its product as uncharacterized. NCBI's taxonomy places the organism in Eukaryota, Fungi, Ascomycota, Pichiomycetes, Pichiales, Pichiaceae. The record is from RefSeq and is a predicted model, not a curated record. Bases 1 to 585 code for a protein of 194 amino acids. The transcript is spliced from 2 exons.
AUGACAGACACAGAACUAGAAUCCAUCCUGAGACACCUCAGAUGGUCGCCUGAAAGACUUGCGUUAUUCCUCUCUGUAAGAGGAUUGAAUACACCUGUUGGCAUCUCUAAAAAUGACUUGGUUCAAUUGGUUUUGACAAGCAAGGAUGUACCAAUUGUUAGUGUUAAGGCAUCCAAGCCUAUCUUCUUUGCCCUGUCACAUGAACAACUCCUCGAUUAUCUUCGAUUCAGGGGCUACAUUAUCAUGACUAAGGGCAAGAUCAAGAUAGGUGUUCCAGAGGCAUAUGUCGCCUUCCAGGAGGAGCAACUUCUGAAGGGUGCUAUCGAGGACUUUGAGAAAAACUACCGUGAUCACUCUGAGGAUAUAGACUUUUCUCUUCUGAGAGUUCUCAAACAGAAAUACUUGAUACCUAGGGUCGACACUGAUGAGGUAGAGGAUUACGACUCUACAGCCUACCAGCUUAAAAAUGUAGAAUUACUGCUGCAGAAGUUUGGUGUUGCUUCUCUUCCUUAUUCUUCUGUUGAAGAGAAGUUCAGUAUUGCCAAGAAUUCCAUCAACUUCUUCGGAACUGGAGAAGUUUACUAA